UGGGACAUAUUGCUUUGUGCGGUGAAGAAUCGAGUCAUAAAGGUAAAAGUGCGCGCUUUAAACUGUAGCGGACAAAGAUUCCACAAAACAACGAAGAAUAUUUAUGAAACGAAACAGUCCACAUGCUUGGCAUAAUCAACCAGACGUCCACAAAGAUGCCAGCUAAUAUGUUUUCGGAGGUGAAUGCAAACCAAAUUCCUGAAGACCAUCGUGCACUGCAACUUGCGUUUGAGCUCUCAGUUCUGCGGAUGAAUGGUGAUGAAGAAGUUCCAAAUCUCGCAUCAUCAACCAUGGACUCUGAAACAGCGAGGAAACGUAGUGCUAACAUGACGGAAUGUGUACCCGUACCGAGCUCGGAACAUGUAGCUGAAAUUGUUGGAAGACAAGGAUGCAAGAUCAAAGCCCUUAGAGCCAAGACCAACACAUACAUUAAAACUCCAGUCCGAGGGGAGGAGCCAGUAUUUGUCGUGACAGGACGGAAGGAAGAUGUAGGCAUGGCAAAACGAGAAAUUUUGUCAGCAGCUGAACACUUCAGUCAGAUCAGAGCAUCACGCAGAAACAGCAGUGUGUCAAGUUCAUCAUCUAUAACCACCGCAGGCCCAAACGGUCCACCCAGCCCAAGCACACCUGGCCAGGUGACAAUCCAGGUACGUGUGCCAUAUCGUGUUGUGGGACUCGUUGUUGGACCAAAAGGAGCCACCAUCAAACGGAUUCAACAGCAGACACACACAUACAUUGUAACACCCAGUCGUGACAAGGAACCUGUUUUUGAAGUCACAGGACUACCAGAAAAUGUAGAAAAGGCCAAAAUGGAAAUAGAGAGUCACAUUGCCAUCCGUACUGGAGGAGUUAUUGAUGGGCAGAAUGAGGAUGAUUUUCAAAGCAAUGGCAUAGACUCAGGUUUUCAUGAAUUGCAUGGAAAUUCAGACAUGUUUGGUUUUGGCAAGGCCCAUAAUGGACUGAAUGCUCUGAAUAAUUUUCACACGGUCCAGAAUGGAAAUGCUCUCCACAAUGGCGACACCAAUAUUUUCAAUUUUCCCUCAGUCAAUGGACCUAAGAUCAAUGAUUUUACUUUGGGAAAUAUGAUUGGAACCUUCAACUGUUUUGGAAGUUUUGACAACGACGAGGGAAUAGGGGGAUCCCCCUCCUUCGACCCAUUUAUCCCCUCCCACUCCAUGUGGUCUGAUGUGGAUAACUCCAAUCUGGUAACAAGCGUCUUCACCACCAGUGCUGGCAACCCUCAUCAGGGCCCAAGUAGCCUUGGAAACAGCACUCCACGUCAGAUGUCUCCUUCUAUCACUGAUUCGCCCAACAGUUCAUCCAAUGGGAAUUCAAGCAGCAAUCCCCCAUCUCCACCACUUAACCUCCUGGAAGGUAUACCAGGAAACACAGGCCUGCUCAAGUCAUCAUUAAACGGGACCCAGGGCUCAAAUUUUCCGCAUACCUCCGUGAUGGAUAUGGGGCUGGUCACCAGUUUAUCACCUGCUAUUACCACAGCCUCCCAUGUGAAAACGUCAGGAGGUGUCUCCAUUCCUGUGCAGGUUCCCAUGGUAAAUGGUCGCCCACGCCGUCAGUGCUUAAUGUGUUCAGAUAGUGAAAUUGUGGCUGCUCUUGUUCCAUGUGGGCAUAAUCUUUUCUGCAUGGAAUGUGCAAAUCUGAUCGUGGAAAAACCAGUCAGCGAGAGGAGCUGUCCAGUCUGCAGCCAAACCAUUUCUCAGGCAAUGCGCAUAUUUUCAUAAUAAUUUGGUGAAACACAAAAACAAUCAUCUUUAGAAAAUCCAAAGAACAAAUUAUCGAAGAACCUUAACAAAUUUCCAUUUUGUUUGUUAUAUUUGAGAUUAUGUUGUCAUGGAUUUUUUUAGUCAGUGAGGUUCUUUUAUGGUUAAAUUUCAAAGAGAAAAAAAACACAGGCAGUGCUAUGCAAUGCAGAUAUGGACUUUAUCCCCCUUCAGUGAGGCACCCACCUAUUUACUCUAUUUCCUUUGAACGCCUGACGUUGAUUUGGCAGACUGGAAAGCUAUUCUAGGCAUACCUCACAAAAAGCAGCCAAAGUCAGCCAUGUUGAUUCCAGCAGUGAUGUGGACCAAAUGAACAACAGGCUUCAAAUACUGUUAUUAUUUUUCUAGCCUUAAUUAGUUAUUAUAUCUAUUAUUAAGUAAGCACAGUAGUUUAAUUUUUUUUAUUUGCAAAAGAAUUUAUUUUUAUAUUCCAUUGUCUCAUUGUUAACUAUAGUAUUGGUUGUUUUAUGAGAGAGCCUGAAUAUAUAGGAAAAAAAUAGCCAAGAAAUGUAGCUUUACAAUUGUCAAUUUUUUAUACUUUUUUUUUUGAUUAAGUUGGAUAUUUAAUGUACACCAGUCAACAUUGCCACCUUUGUUUCUGAGUGAACCAAUGAAUGCAAUAGUGUGUCCCUAAACAUUCUCAUGGAUAAAUUCCCCAUUAUUUUUGUACGGAGUUAGAUAAUAUAUCAUGUGUUCAUUGCAACUUAUAAAAUGGUAAUUAUAAAAUGUUUAUAUUUUCAUUUCAUGCACAUAAGCAGAACUUGCUGUGAAUUAUUUCCUCUUGAUAUAUAUAUGCAAUGAAAUUUGAGAAAAUAGUUUAUUUUUCAACAGCACCAAUCCAGAAUUUUUUUGUUGUUGAGUUGUUUGUGAGAUUUGCUGUCCAUUGAUGUCAACACUAUAUAUAAUGUAUCUUAUAUAUGUAUUGUGUAUUUUAUGCUUUUCUGUUGAGUAUAUAAGAAUGAUUGCUGGUCAAGAUCAAACUUGGACACAAACUCCCAAGUCCUUGGAGUAUUUUUCUACAUGUGUAUCUAGUGUGCAUAAAUUUACAAUAUGUUCCCAUUGAAAUAUAUUUUUAUAUAUAUAUGACUGUAUUCUAUGUGAUAUUGACUAUACAGCUUCCAUUAUGGUAUAUGUAUCCUAAGCAUGUGGCUUUUUUUCCCUCUGUCUACAAAAUAAGCUGCAUUUCUCAACACGUUUAAACUACAUAUUUACUCCUUGGUUUUAAUCAGUUUGCCAAAAAUUCACUUUUGCACAGGAAAAAGAAAUAACUAUCUCAUCAUCAUGAUUUAUUUAGUCUUCUAAGAAAAUCAUUUUUAGUUAUUGAAAGCAUUUAUCUUGAAUAUUAUCAAAGCAUAAUCAAGAAUCCAGCUGUGCAAUAAAUGUAAUCAAACUGUAAUCCUAAGUCAACCAUCUUCAUGUAUUUAGAUCUGCCUGCCAUAUCAGUUACAAGAUUUUUGUUAUGUAUACUAUAUAGAAUAAUUUUGUUGUAAACAUCAUAUCCAACUUCUAGGUUGUGUUGUCGUGCAGUCAUCAAACUGCAUGUAUGUUAUUGAUAUUUUAUACAAAUAUGCCUAUUUGGUGCUCUGUUUUAAGUUUGCCAAUUUUAUUUCCAUGGAACUGCUAAAGUGUUGCUUGGAACAUAAAAGUUUAUGCUGAGAAAAUGCAAGGUUACAUUUGUAUGCCUUUGGGUUUUUAUGAGAAUGGUCCCACUUGCUACAGAUUUUUUUCUUUGUUGCAAUUUCUUUAUAUGUUUAGCGUUAGUUUCCUAGAGAUUGUUUAUUUUGUUGAUGCUAACUAUAGAGACUGGUCCAAUGCUUCUACUAGGAAAAUUUGAAUUUGUGGGUUAGAAAUUGGGGAGUGAAAGAAAUGAAAUUGUUACCGAUUCCAUAUAUAUAUAUAUAUAUAUAUAUAUAUAUAUAUAUAUAUAUAUAUAUAUAUAUAUAUAUAUAGAGGUAAAAAAGACUUUAAAUUUUAAUUUGGCUAGGGAAAACAGGGUACUGGAUCAUGACACACACUUAUGCUCAAAUGCUACUUACAAGUUCAGAUAUAUUUCAAAAAAUUCAAACCAAGCCAGAAAUCGACAAACUUAAUAACCAAAGAUAUUACUUGUACCUAUUCCCAGUGCUAGUCAAUCAUUUUAUAAUCAUUCAUUGGAAACUUUUUAUGCUCAUUUUAGUAUCUCACAAUUUUUUAAUUUAUAUGAUUCAUAAUGUCAAAAAGCAAGUAUAUUCACCAUUUUAGAUUUGCAAUUAGAUGAUUCUUGCCUUUUAUUUUUAUAUACAAUCCAAUCAAUAUCUAUGAGAGAGAGUAACCUACUACAAAUUAUUUUAUAUGCAGAAAUGUAUCCAUGUUUGUACGUAAUACAAGUAUGUAAUGGUAUUGAUGCACUUGUGUAUACCAGGAGAUCUGAAUUAUAUUGUUUAUUGAGCGCACACAAAAACGUAAUGUUCCUUUCAUUGGUACAGAGAAAAAUAUAAAUUAUGCAAUUUCCAUUAUUCAUAUGUAAUCAUCUUCAGUGUUAACAAUAUGCUGUUUUUCAGUUUAGGCCCACUUGAUUGUUUUUUAAAUUCUAUUUUACCCAGUUGUCAAAAGAGAUUUUACAAUGACCAUUGAAGUAGCUGAUAAUAUUUUAUUAUAUAUUUAAAAGAAUGGCAUUGAAUGGUUUAUUUUUAUUGACCUCAGGUCAAGGUCAGUUUGGACCUAGGUCAGGGUUAUGUAAUUGCAAAGACCAUUCCUGUAGUAUUUAGAAGAAUGAAAUUUGUUUAUUAUUGACAAAUUAUAUUCUGUAACAAAUAUAUAGUAUAAAUUUAAUGAUUUAUUUUUAAGGGCCUUUGUAAUAAUUACAGUGUAAAUGUAUCAAAUAAUCCCUCCGGAUUAGCUUUUUAUUGGAAUCAAAGUGUGUAUUUAAGUAGUGAACAAAUUAUUGCAGUAUUAUAUAGACUACAAAAUAACUUAUGUAAAAAAUCCUUGUAACCUUGUUGUGAUUUUGAGAGUAAUAUAUUCUGAAGCUUGGACUAUAGUGUCACUGUACAGAGCUCCAUGUUUAGAUAGUGUUUUGUAUUUUAUUAUUAUUUACCAAUAUAUUGUAUGUCAGUUUUUGAUUAUUGAUGCAACCGUUCGACAAAAAAGUAUAAAGAUAUUUUUUAUUUUAUCUAGGUCUCCAGUAGAGGCCCACCAAAAUUAUAUUUGGUGAAAUUAUAAAAUGUCAAGUUUUAUUUUUCUGCAAAUAAAAAUCUUACUAAUA
This is a messenger RNA of Saccostrea echinata, 5022 nucleotides long. RefSeq names its product RNA-binding protein MEX3B-like. Gene Ontology annotation, molecular function: RNA binding. Bases 123 to 1739 code for a protein of 538 amino acids. The transcript has 2 exons. The record is from RefSeq and is a predicted model, not a curated record. NCBI's taxonomy places the organism in Eukaryota, Metazoa, Mollusca, Bivalvia, Ostreida, Ostreidae.